AUGUUGGCUCGCUCUGUCUGGCGCCAGUUCGCGCGAACGAGACAUAGCUCGACGGUUCGGUCACUGUCGCGCAGACAUGCUUCAAGUUCUACAGCCUUCAUCUGGGAAGACCCUUUAAAUUUAAACAACUUCCUUACCGAAGAAGAGCGUGCCAUCCAAGAGACGGCGCAGUCAUACUGUCAGGAGCGCCUGUCCCCAAGGGUUUUAGAAGCAUAUCGCAAGGAGGAUUUUGACAAGACGAUCUUGCAAGAGAUGGGAGAAUUAGGUCUGCUAGGCUCUACAAUCAAAGGCUACGGAUGUGCUGGUGUGAGCAAUGUUGCUGCAGGGCUUAUCACUCGUGAGGUUGAGCGAGUAGACUCUGGGUAUAGAUCAGCGAUGUCUGUCCAGAGCUCACUUGUCAUGGGACCCAUAGAUGAAUUUGGCACGCAAGAGCAGAAAGACAAGUUCCUAGAGAAGCUUGGUAACGGUCAGUUAGUAGGCUGUUUUGGCUUGACAGAACCCAACCAUGGGUCGGACCCAGGAUCGAUGGAGACGACUGCAAAACCCCAUCCGUCAAAGGAAGGCUACUACUCUCUUUCGGGCGCCAAAACCUGGAUCACAAAUUCACCUAUUGCCGACGUUCUCCUGGUCUGGGCAAAGCUACAGGAGACAGGCAAGAUUAGGGGGUUCUUAGUUGAACGAGAAAAAUGUCCCCCAGGCACGUUGGAAACACCACCUUUGAAGAAUAAGAACGGGCUUCGAGCAUCGAUAACGGGCAUGAUCCAGUUGGACGAGUGCCCCGUGCCUAAGGAAAACAUGUUCCCUGAUGUUGAAGGGCUGAAGGGACCAUUCGCUUGCUUGAAUUCGGCCCGGUAUGGUAUUGCCUGGGGCACUAUGGGCGCACUUGAAGACUGCAUCACGAGAGCCCGUGAAUAUGCUCUGGAAAGGAGGCAGUUCAAAAACAACCCCAUUGCUAAGUACCAAUUGGUGCAGAAGAAGCUCGCGGAUGCCACAACCGAUGCGGCAUUUGGUGUAGCUGCAGCUUACCAGGUGGGUAGACUCAAAGAUGAAGGCAAGGUUGUACCGGAGAUGAUCUCAAUGAUUAAGAGACAAAACUGUGACCGGGCACUGGUGAAUGCAAGGCACCUGCAAGAAAUCUUCGGAGGCAACGCAGUCAGCGACGAGUAUCACAUCGGGAGGCACGUGUCAAACUUAUUCGUCACUCAAACCUAUGAGGGACAAAGCGACAUCCAUGCACUGAUACUGGGACGUGCCAUUACUGGACUGCAAGCAUUUGUAUAA
This is a messenger RNA of Exophiala aquamarina CBS 119918, 1281 nucleotides long. Its product is annotated as glutaryl-CoA dehydrogenase. The record is from RefSeq and is a predicted model, not a curated record. NCBI's taxonomy places the organism in Eukaryota, Fungi, Ascomycota, Eurotiomycetes, Chaetothyriales, Herpotrichiellaceae. The transcript has a single exon. Bases 1 to 1281 code for a protein of 426 amino acids. Gene Ontology annotation, biological process: fatty-acyl-CoA biosynthetic process; fatty acid beta-oxidation using acyl-CoA dehydrogenase. Gene Ontology annotation, cellular component: mitochondrial inner membrane. Gene Ontology annotation, molecular function: glutaryl-CoA dehydrogenase activity; flavin adenine dinucleotide binding; fatty-acyl-CoA binding.